Sceloporus undulatus (fence lizard) is the source of this 2309-nucleotide messenger RNA. RefSeq names its product exonuclease 3'-5' domain containing 2 (gene EXD2). The record is from RefSeq and is a predicted model, not a curated record. Gene Ontology annotation, molecular function: nucleic acid binding; 3'-5' exonuclease activity. Lineage: Eukaryota; Metazoa; Chordata; Lepidosauria; Squamata; Phrynosomatidae. Gene Ontology annotation, cellular component: nucleus; cytoplasm. Gene Ontology annotation, biological process: nucleobase-containing compound metabolic process.
AGGAGCAGAAGGGAGGGAAGCGUACGUUCUUCCUUCUGGACAUGGCAGGGUCACAAAGCGGAAGGCCCGGCGGGCAGCAGCGCCUGGGCUGCGGAGGAGAAGAAGUUCCGCCCUGUUUUGUGUCCGGACUCUGCAAAGGCGAUUUGGUUAUUUGGUGGCUGUGGAUCCUUCAACGGAGAAAGUCCGGGGAUGGAUGGAUAGGUGAAAUUGUGCGAGGAAGUAGAAAAAUGCCCAGACAAACAACAGUUGCUCUUACAACAGCAGCCCUGUUAGGCAUUGCAGCAGGAGGGCUGGUUUUUUGGAAAGUCUUCCAACGUCGGAAAAACAAGACCUGUGUUGUGCUCAAUCAAAGAGAAACUCUUAAGGAACAAGAAAAGGAAGACCUCUCAGAAGACAAUUUUCUUUCAUCCAUACCCUUUCCUACAACUCCCUGGGUUCAGAAGAUUCUCAAAGCAGAAGUGGUGAUAGUUUCUGAGGCAGAGAAAUGGAAAGAAGUGGAACCUUUACUGGAAAAGGAGCUUGAACACUGUCCAGUUCUUGGAAUUGACUGUGAGUGGGUGUCGGCAAAUGGAAAGAAGGCCAAACCUGUUUCUCUCUUGCAACUAGCUGCUGCCAAUGGUCUUUGUAUUCUUCUUCGUUUGACCCGUCUAACUGUUGAUGGGCAGGUUCUUCCAAAGAUGUUAGUUGACAUUCUGGCAAGUGGAAGCAUCCUAAAAGUUGGUGUAGGGUGUUGGGAAGAUGCCUGCAAGUUACUACAUGACUAUGGUGUAGUAGUCAAAGGAACUUUGGACCUUCGGUAUCUAGCUAUGAGACAAAGAAAGGCCCUUCCCCAAAAUGGACUCAGCCUCAAAUCUCUUGCUGAGAGGAUCCUCAACUAUUCACUUGACAAGUCAUUUCAUCUCUGCUGCAGCAAUUGGGAGGUAGAAGAACUGACUCAAGAACAGAUUGCUUAUGCUGCCAGGGAUGCCCAGGUAUCAGUAGCUCUGUUUCUCUAUCUACUGGGAUUGCCCUGCCUCCUUCCUGCAGUAAGCAGUGAGUAUGCUGGUCCUCAUUGGGAAAAGGCCCUGAAGAAGUGUCAGGGCUUGGUGGAUGUACCCUUCAAAGGAAGAAACAGUGGUAGCCUUGGAGAGGAUGAAAACAGAGGAGACUCAGAGCAAAAACGAAAGACUCCCAAAUCACAAACUAAUGUACAGUCCCCAGUCAACCAACAAACAAAGGACCCUCGGAAGCACAAACGAAAGCCCCUGGGAGUAGGAUAUUCGGCUAGGAAGUCUCCCUUAUAUGACAACUGUUUCUUGCAUGCACCAGAUGGACAGCCUCUGUGCACAUGCGAUCGCAAGAAAGCCCAGUGGUACCUUGAUAAGGGCAUUGGAGAGUUGGUGAGCAUGGACCCAUUUAUUGUGAGGUUGCAGUUUGAACCUUCUGGACGUCCUGAAUCAAAAGUGGAUUAUUACUUGACAGUCAAACAGAACCUGUGUGUUGUGUGUGGAAAAACAAAAUCUUACAUUCGAAAGAACAUAGUGCCUCAUGAAUAUCGGAAGCACUUCCCACUCCAGAUGAAAGACCACAGUUCCCAUGAUGUGCUCCUCCUUUGUACCGCCUGUCAUGCUAUCUCCAAUUACUAUGAUAACCAUCUCAAGCAGCAGCUAGCGGAGGAGUUUGGUGCCCCCAUUGGUUGUGAAGAAGGGGUCCGCCUCCUUGAAGAUCCCAUCCGCAGGCAGGUCCGUUCUGCUGCCAGGGCGCUUUUGAAUGUGGACAGUCUGCCUAGUGCCAGGAAAGAGGAAUUGUUACAGGUGAUCAGGGAUUACUUUGGUUCUGCAACUGUUUCCCCAGAAAUACUGCAGGAAGCAGCUGGGCUGGAAACCAGGAUUUUUAAUGAGAGCUAUAUGCCACAUGGCCUGAAAGUUGUACACUGUUUCGCCAGAGGGGGCCUGUGCUCCCUCAUGCAGCUGGAGAGGCGUUGGCGCCAACACUUCUUGGAUGUUAUGCAGCCCAGAUAUCUUCCAGAGCAGUGGUCUGUUGAUCACAAUCAUGAUAAGUUGAUCCGAAAGUAUGGGGAGGAUUUCCAGGUUGAACUCUGCUGAAGAUUUGCCCUUCCAGAUGAUUAAUGAUUAGACUGACAGGGUGAUGAACAUGGAAAAGAUAACUGAGGAAUGUACUUCUUCUUUGGACUCCCAUUUUGGGUGGGCAAAAUCCGGCUCAAGAAACCCUGUUGCUUUGGAACCUGAUAUCAAUAUUAAUUGGCAAUACUCUUGUAGGGUUGAAAUGUUUUAUCUUUUAAAUGAACUUUUAAUUAUAACUUGAAUAGA